Messenger RNA from Manduca sexta (tobacco hornworm), 1341 nucleotides. RefSeq names its product G-protein coupled receptor 143. Lineage: Eukaryota; Metazoa; Arthropoda; Insecta; Lepidoptera; Sphingidae. Gene Ontology annotation, molecular function: L-tyrosine binding; L-DOPA binding; dopamine binding. Gene Ontology annotation, cellular component: plasma membrane; melanosome membrane. The coding region runs from base 199 to 1263 and encodes 354 amino acids. The record is from RefSeq and is a predicted model, not a curated record. The transcript has 7 exons. Gene Ontology annotation, biological process: regulation of calcium-mediated signaling; melanosome organization; G protein-coupled receptor signaling pathway.
CGGUAACCCUGUCGUCAAUAAUUGUCAGUAUAAAAUGUAAACAAAAUCAAUGAGCGUUUCGUUUAGAACUAUAUGUACGUCUUAUACAUACUACGCAAAUAAAAACAAUCUCAAUGCAGAAUCACGAUUCUGUCCAUCUUAGAAGUAUUAAAUAUUUAGUAUUACAGUUUGUUUAAAUCACAGUCCAAAAAUAAAAAUAUGUCUGAUCCUACAAUUCAAACGUUUUGCUGUCAUCAUACUGGAAAUAGGGCUGAUUUGGCUGUGAGAAUAAUGGAUGAAUUUAAUACAGAUUCCUAUAACAUAGUCUGCUUAGUUUCUUCUACGGUUGGAAUUUUAGGUGCAUUAUAUCAGAUUUUUCCAGAUCUAACUAAUCAAGGCGGAGGCUCAACUACAAAUCGUGGCCGUCAUAUCAUUAUGUGGUUAGCUGUGGCAGAUUUGUUUGCUUCAUCUGGUGUUUUGGUACGCUCAUCAUUAUGGUUAAGAUAUAAAAGUAUAAUGCCUAUGCCGGAUGAUGACGUCAGUGUCCUAUUUUGUAGUAUUAUAUCUGCUUGGACACAAUACUUCUACACAGCAACUUGGUUGUGGACUUUGUUUUACGCAAUAGACACUUGGCUCACUAUCAAAAGACGGGACUCCCACCCGAUUUUAUACCAUUCUUUUGCCUGGGUAUUGCCAGUAGCCACCACAGGCAUUGGUCUUUCAAUAUUAUACAUUCCAAAUGCUACGUGUCAUAACUUGCCAUCGGUUACCAGUGCUCUGUACAAAAUUCUACCAAACUACUGCGCUACAUAUGUGCCAAUCGGGAUUGUCAUGAUAGUAAAUCCUUGUAUGUACGUUCUUUCUAGUAGAAAUGUAGAAAUGGCAGUUGCGCUACCACACGCCCAGUUUACAAGCAAGGAAAGGCGAGUUGUGGAUGCAUUAAGACUGAAAUUUUUCUUUAUAAACAUGGUUUUUUACAUGUGCUGGUUACCAAAUCUUAUAAAUGGUUUAUUGUUAUGGACCAUGUGGUUUAAUAUGCCAGUAAAAGUUAUUAUUAGCAUUUGGUACAUAAUGGCCCUAAUGAAUCCUAUGCAAGCUUUACUUAAUGCUUUAGUUUAUAGGAAAUGGAAUUCAACAAGGUAUAGAUUUAUUACUACAUACACCAAGGAAGAUCAAAAAGAAUUUCAUUUUUAUGAUGAACAAUCACCUUUGUUAGGUUCAGAGCCUCCAAGACUGCAGCUAUCACCAACACCAACUGGCAUAAAUAAUUAUGCAACUUUGUAAUAACUUAUUUACCCGAUGUUAUAAUGUAUCCUUUGAAUGUACCUUUUUUAUUAAAUAUAUUAUUCUUAUAUACAAUUA